Messenger RNA from Rodentolepis nana, 3522 nucleotides. NCBI's taxonomy places the organism in Eukaryota, Metazoa, Platyhelminthes, Cestoda, Cyclophyllidea, Hymenolepididae. The record is from the annotation of a GenBank genome assembly.
AUGGAGCCUGGGCAUUAUUUCGUUAAUAUAAAUCCAGAAUCCGACGAACCGAAACGUCUUCGUGGAACUCGACGCCUGGCGUCGGAACCCACACCGCGAGAUCGAAUAAAGAGGGCAGAAUUCCGAAAAUUCCUCAAAAUCAGAACGCUUGUCUUUGGUGUUUUGGCUGUCAUAUUUCUCGCUAUUGGAAUCCCGUUAGCGAUCGUAUUUAGGGCUAACAAAGGCAAUGCAGCUUGGGCGAUCGGACUUUUGCUGACGAUACUUGGCGGUGCUUGUACACUUAUCUUCCUCAUUUAUCUUCCAAUCUUCAUGCGUGUUAUGGCCGCCAGAUCGGAAAUGGCUGCCUAUCAAGCAAGAACUGCUGAAGCUUUGCAGGAAACCCCCUAUCCACGGCAAGGGGAGGCAACGGACGUGCCACAGCGACCGUUGACUGCAACUAAUCCUCAUUACAAUCCAGCUGCUGAUCCUCUCUUGCAAACUUCCAUAUCCGAAUUGGAUCCAUCAGCUCCGCCAUUACCUCUUCCACCUCUGCCAACUGAAGACCCACCAAGAUACGACUAUAUUCAAAGAGAACAACAGCAGCUGAACACUUUGACGUCCAUUACAGGGGCGCUUCUUUCGUCCGUCCUCUUUGUGAAGAUGUUGAAUAUAUUUGGGGGUGGAUAUAAUCCACCCACUCAUCUUUUUGGGAUGGCAAAUAAUUGUGAAAAUAGUGAUGGUGUUCAUUCUUUUCCACCUGGAAUUUCACCCUCUGGAACUAAUUCUGUUUCCACAGAGUCUAGUGAUCCUUUUAACGCACAAUAUAGCACCCCAUCACCAAACGGCUCUACCCUGGCAAAUGAUGCUAAUGCCACUACGAAUACCCUUGUGCUUCGCUCUAAUGAAAUUACUCCUCCAUUAAGUGGUUCAGGUGAUGGUCCAACCGGUAAUUCCCCAACGGGUGGCGGCGCGGCAGGUAGUGCUGCUGGAAGCGGAAGUGGUUCUGGACAGGAUGGUGGUGGAAAUGGCGGAGCUACGAAUAAUAACCUCACAGUGCAGCAUCCAUUUUUGUUUGAACCACCACCUAGAACUUCUCGUGGUACCGAGGGCCGCACCAUCUCUUUGAAGGCAAAUCAUUUUGAAAUUAGAGUUGCGAAAGGAAUCUGGUUCCAUUAUGAUGUUUCUAUCUCCCCAGACAAGUGUCCUCGUCGUGUUAACCGAGAGAUUAUCAACGCAAUGGUACAUUCAAGGGAAUACGACAAUUACUUCAAGGAUCUUCAGCCUGCAUUUGAUGGCCGGCGCAACUUCUACACUCGUCAUGAGCUGCCCAUAGGGAAAGAUGGACUCGAGUUGGAAGUUGCAUUGCCGGGAGAAGGAAGAGAUAGGACUUUUAAAGUUUCCAUUCGUUUUGUUUCCGAGGUCUCCUUGUUUAAUCUGGAGGAUGCGUUGGAAGGAAAAUGCAAAAGGAUUCCUGCUGAUGCGGUCGCAUCCCUGGAUGUUAUUCUACGCCAUCAACACAGCAUGCUUCAUACUCCAGUUGGUCGUUCCUUCUUUUCAACUCCUGGACCUGAAAAAAAUCCUCUUGGAGGUGGUCGAGAAGUUUGGUUCGGUUUCCAUCAAAGCGUUCGACCCUCAAGGUGGAGAAUGCUGCUAAAUAUUGACGUCUCAGCAACUGCGUUUUACAAGGAGCAAUCUGUACUAGAUUUCAUGUACGAAGUUCUCGAGAUGCAAGAUCGCAGUGAGAUGCGACGCAACCUCUCCGAUAGUCAACGCGUUAAGUUCACCAAAGAAAUCAAGGGCUUGAAGAUUGAGAUCACGCAUUGUGGAAAUAUUCGCCGAAAGUAUCGAGUGUGUAACGUCACUCGGCGCUCGGCUAUGAAUCAGCAGUUCCCCCUGUUAACUGAUGAUGGUACUACUGUUGACACCUAUCCAAAUCUCCCGUGUUUACAAGUUGGUCAGGAGCAAAAGCAUACAUAUCUACCGAUUGAAGUUUGUAACAUGGUUGCUGGUCAGCGUUGCAUUAAGAAGUUGACUGACAUGCAGACUUCGACGAUGAUCAAGGCGACGGCUCGUUCUGCGCCAGACAGAGAAAGGGAAAUCACCCAACUGAUGAAUGCUAAUAGAUAUGAGUCUGAUCCCCAUCUUAGGGAAUUUGGUAUUUCGGUCGUUCCGCGUAUGGUGGAUAUUCAGGGACGUGUAAUACCUGCACCAAAGAUUCAAUACGGAGGGAGAACUAAGGCCCAGGCGUCACCCCAGCAGGGUGUUUGGGAUAUGAGAGGAAAACAAUUCUUCUCUGGUAUUGAAAUUAAAACAUGGGCCAUCGCUUGCUUUGCACCAAAGAGAAUUGUUCGGGAGGAGUCAUUGCAGACAUUUAUCAGUCAGCUGCAGAAAAUUUCUAACGACGCGGGAAUGCCAAUUCAACAAAACCCCUGCUUCUGUAAGUACGCUACGGGUCAGGACCAAGUUGAACCCAUGUUCCGAUUCCUUAAGAGCAACCACCCUGGUCUUCAGCUCAUUGUUGUUGUCCUGCCAGGAAAAACACCUGUCUACGCCGAAGUCAAACGAGUUGGUGACAUCAUGUUUGGUCUAGCCACCCAGUGCGUUCAGUCCAAGAAUGUGAACAAGACCUCACCACAAACCCUCUCCAACCUCUGUCUCAAAAUCAACGUCAAGUUGGGUGGUAUUAACUCCAUUCUCGUACCCACGGUGCGUCCGUCGGUCUUCCGAGAACCUAUCAUCUUCUUCGGUGCUGACGUUACACACCCUCCGGCAGGGGAUAAGACCAAACCUUCUAUUGCAGCGGUGGUAGCCAGUAUGGACGCCCAUCCAAGUCGAUACUCGGCUACUGUGCGAGUGCAGUCGCAUCGUCAGGAGAUUAUUCAAGAUCUGGCAGCUAUGGUUAAGAGUUUGUUGCUUCAGUUCUAUCAUUCGACAAGAUUCAAGCCGGCAAGAAUUAUCUACUAUCGAGAUGGUGUUAGCGAAGGCCAGUUCUCAAACGUUUUAAACCACGAGUUGCGUGCUAUUCGCGAAGCCUGUCUGAAAUUGGAAAUCGAUUACAUGCCGGGUAUAACCUUUGUGGUUGUUCAAAAGCGUCAUCACACUCGUCUCUUCUGUGCUGACACAAAGGAUCAAAUGGGCCGAUCUGGAAACAUUCCCGCUGGUACUACUGUGGAUGAUGUCAUCACACAUCCCAGCGAAUUCGAUUUCUACCUGUGCUCCCACGCUGGUAUUCAGGGCACCUCGAGGCCUAGUCACUACCAUGUGUUGUGGGACGAUAAUGAAUUCUCAGCUGAUGAUUUACAGAACCUGACAUAUCAACUUUGCCACACCUACGUUCGUUGCACCCGUUCAGUAUCCAUUCCUGCCCCGGCCUACUACGCCCAUCUAGUCGCAUUCAGAGCUCGAUAUCAUCUAGUUGAAAAGGAAAUAGAUAGCGGAGAGGGCAGCCAAAAAUCUGGCAACUCUGACGAUCGAACCCCCGUUGCGAUGUUACGUGCAGUUACUGUACACCCUGAGACCCUUCGUGUUAUGUACUUUGCUUAG